Messenger RNA from Prorocentrum cordatum, 6111 nucleotides. The record is from the annotation of a GenBank genome assembly. Lineage: Eukaryota; Dinophyceae; Prorocentrales; Prorocentraceae.
AUGGCGGGCGGUGGGCCGCGCGCCAAAGAGGCCGUGCGCCAGGACUGGACCUGCAAGACCUGCGUCAGCAAGCGCGGGCGUGCGGUGGUCAACUGGGGGACGGCGCUCAAGUGCCAGGCGUGCAGGCUGCCCAAGCACGCGUGCUUCGGGGCGAAUGUGCCACUGCCCCUGCCUGGCAAGGCGACGAGGCAGCCUGCGGCGGAGAGCGGCAAGGCCCCGCCAUGGGCUGGAGGCCCCCCGCUCGCGGUGCAGCUGGCGCAGGCGCAAUGGGAGCUCCAGGAGCUCAGGAAUCAGCUCAAGGGCGGCAGCGGCGCUGGCGGCGGGGGUCCGCAGCUCGCGGGGGCCCAGGACAUGGUGGUCGACGACGGCGCCGCCGCCAGCGCGGACGACGCGGCCCUGGCCGCAGAGAUCAACGAGUGCGAGGCGGGCCUCCAGGCGCUCAAGGAUGUGGCAGCGGACUGGGCCAAGACGCCGCGCGACGAGCUGCGCGCCAGGACGCACGCCAUCGCCAACAAGGCCAAGCAGUGCGCCGAGCGGAUGGACAAGGCGGACGGCGCGAUGCGCAAGGCCAAGGCGGCACUUCAGAGGGCGCAGGAGGCGCUGCACACGGAGCAGGCCCAUGCCGAGCUCCUCGCGCUGCAGGCGGCGCUGCAGCCGGAGCUGGCUGCGCUCCACCAGCAGGCCCCGCAGGUGCCGCCUCCCCGAGCGGCUGGCCAGGCCACGGCGUCGGAUGUCAUCGGCGGGCCUGGCAUAGCGGUCGGGGAGUUGGAGGCCAUCAUGCGGGCGCAACUGGCCGAGCACCCUGGCGACGAGCAGCCUGUCCCAGCAGAGGCGCGGAAGCGGAUGGCAGGCGCGCUGGGCGAGCGGCUCGCCGAGCUCCAGCGGCGCGCGGGGCCCGCCGCCGAGGCGGCCGCGGGCGAGGGGCACGGGGCCGCGGACGGCAGAGCGGGCGGCGGCCCUUCGCCCGCCGCCGCCGCCCAGCAGUCGGCAGCUGCGACUGCUGGCGCGGAGGAUGCGAGGCCGCGGCAGCCCCGCCAGGAGUCCCUGGAGCAGCUCCAGCUGCACCUGCAGAAGAUCGGACUGGAGCACAAGGGCGACGAGGAGGCUGUGCGAGCCCGCUGCGCCGCGUUGGCUCGCGGCGGCCCCCAGCCUCAUCACGGCGCCGCUGGUCCUCAGCGCGUGGUUCCCGACCAUGGCGAGGGGCAUCCUCGUCGCAUGAUUGUCGCGGCGGGUGUUUCCAUGGCGCCGUGCUUUAAGGGGUUGCGCCAGCACUCCGACGCCGCGGUGCUGCUGGUCCAGGAGCACAACGCCAAGGACCACGACAGGCUGGCCACCUUGCAGCACGCCACGCUGGACCACGGCGACGCGGGCGCGCGGGCCGCGGCCGCCGCGGCCGCCCGCGGGAGCGACGUCGCCUCUGGCGGGGCGGCGGCCUGGGCGCGGACCCACGUCGUCGUCGCCGACCCUCCGUUCCUGGACAUCCCUGUCCUGGCUGAGGCGCGCCCAGUGGCGGCCCACGUGCGCUGGGGCGUUGCAGGGGGCCCGGUCGCGAUCUCGGCGUACUUGCGCGAGGGCGUCGGCUGGAACGAGAAGAACCAGCGGCUCGGGAUGAUCCUCGUGCGCUGCCUGGCCAGGCUCAACGCGGCGGGGCUGGACUGGGUGGUGGGCGGCGACUUCAACAUGUCGGCGGAGACAUUCCCCAUGCAGCUGGUCCACGACGUGAGAGGACUGCGGGCGGCGCCCGACACGGCUACCUGCAGGCCGCGGGCCAGUGCGUGGUCCACCAUCGGCUACUUCCUGUGCGCAGCCAACCUGGCGCCGCGGCCGGGCAAGCCGCAGGUGCUCGAGGUGGGCACGCAGCACCGCCUCUCCCUGCGGCGGUCACGGCGCAGCGCCGCGCAGCUGCCUGUGGCCUGGGACGCGGUGGUUGAGGCCAUUGACCAAGAGCUGCUGGGCGGCCGCAACCACGCGGGGGCGGGCAGGGCCAAGUACGUCGGGAGGCGGGCUCGCCACGCGAUGGGGGUCGGGGCGCAUGUCGCCAAUGCGCUCCGUCAACUCCACGGGGCCGGCUUGCUGUGCACAAUCGACGCCAGACAGCACGACAAGUUGGCGGCGUUCCUGCUCGAGGCGGGCGCCUACAUGCGGAAGAUCGCAGUGCAGCACCGCGGCAUCGCCCUGCUGCCGCACUGGAUUCAGGCUGCCCGCGUAGUGGAGCAAGCCAGCGGCCAGCACGAGGAGGCGCUCAAGCGGCAGCAGCAGGCCUGGGCGAAGUGGGCGGACGACGCCUUCAGCCGCGGUGCGGGCCAGGCACACCGUGGAUCCAAGGUGAGGGACUUGCAGGAGGUCGUCUCCGUCUGGCACGGCGAGCAGCAGCCGAUGAGCAGGCCAGUGGACAUCGGCGAGUGGGAGCCUUUGCCCGAGCUCACGGUUGAGCAGCUGAGGCAGGCGGCACACUCCUUUCCCUGCAGCACCGCCAUCGCGCCCGCCAAGAUCGGCAUGCAGGUGGUGGUCGCGGGCGCGCGCAGAGGCGUCCAGGGGCUGGCUGCGGCAGCACCCCAGCGCAGCGUGGACAUCUGGGGGCUCGGCGCUGGCAGGUCAUCCUCUGAAGCGGCGUUCGCCUUGAACCUGGAGACGGAGGUCGCGGUCAACCUCCAGGAACAGGUGAUCACGGUCCCCAUGGACGCCCGAAAGUUCUUCGAGACCGUGGUCCCUGCUGCCCUGCCCCAGGAGGCUCGACAGCCGCGCAUGCCGCUGCCCCUCGCCCGGCUUCUCCUCGAGCUGUGCCGCCAGCCGGUGAGGCUGCAGGCGUUCGGAUCUGUCUCCUACGAUGUGGUCUCGGCGCCGGUGGACGACGUCACACUGCAGCGGGUCGGCGAGGCGGCCUGCAACAACCAGCCGCUGUGGGCCGCCGUCACCCACUCCGGUGAGCGGCACGCGGGCUCGAGGGGCUUGCAGCGGCUGCGCUGGGCGCGGAACCUGGACCGCGAUCCCGGAGGCCGCGGGACCGAGCGGCGGCAGACCAAGCUCCGCCCGCAGGCGCUGGCGCGGCGCCGCGGGCGGCUGGCUGCGCCGAAGCGCGCAGCAGGCCGCCAGGCGGCCUUCCUGCGGCGCACGGCGCUGCUCCCCAGCGCGGGCCACGGAGCGGGGGCCACAGGGAUCAUGGGCGACGAGUUGCGGCGACCGUGGGCGGAGGCCAAUCGGCUUGCGGGCGCGCGCCCAGCGACGAUGGCGCGCGUGGCCAAGUAUGCGAGCUGGAUCUGGGAGCAGCGCACCUCCCCGGGACGGCCUCUGCGGGCGCGGGCCAUCAUCAUGGAGAAGAUGAUUGAGCGACCGUCGCGGGCGUCGGCCAGGGGAUCGAUUUCUUCCACGACUCUCACGCUAUGGAGGAUCGGCUGGCGCACGUGGUCCAGCACGGCACUGGUCGCGGACGAGGAGCAGCAUGUCCAAUUACUCACGACAUCGCCGUCGGACCUCAAGGCCUUCCUGUUCGCGGGGGUGGGCCGUUGGCAGGGCCGACGGAUCAUGGGGCAUUUCGCGGAGAUGCAGCCGCUAGGGCCGCUCUGGCUCCGAGCGCUGCGCCUCUGCGCUGGCAUCAAGGGCGCGGUGCGCCUCGCGGACUCGGCGACGCGCCUGGCCUGUGGCGAGGAGGACGACACCCCUGGACACAGGCACUACGGGUGCGAGGCUCUGCUCCUGGCGCAGCACGGCGAAGAGGAGCAGUCCGUCUUGCCAGGGAGGCCCCAGGAGGUCUGGGCGAGCAUGCGCGACGAGGGCUCGCAGCUGGGGCAGAGGCUUCGAGCGCGAGGCUGCGGGGCGACUGGCUGGGGCGAGCGGCGCGGGGACAUCGCGCUCACAGACGGCUCUGGGCUCGCCAGCAGCAUGCCCGAGCUGAGGCGCCGCGGGUGGCCGCUGGCGCAGUUGGGGGCCAAUGCUGCCCCAGUGCGCGCGGCCUUCGGGGCGCUGCCUGGCCCGCUCCAGACCGCGGGGCGCGCCGAGCGGGGCGCGCUCCUGCGGGCAGCGCAGCUCCUCGUGUCGCAGGUGAAGUUCGUCGCCGCGAACCUGCUGGCGCUGGCGCGAGAGGCGGGCUCCCAGGGCGAGGGGCUCGAGCAGGCGGGCGCCGCGCACACCGCGGCGCGGAGGCGCCUGCGCCGCCGGCCAACUCGCCCCAACGCGUUCUGGAUCCCAGCCCACAAGGACGUCCAGGGCCACCUGGAGUUGGGGGCGAGGCAGCACGCUGUGGCCCAGGUCUACGUGGACGUCUGCGGGAUCGAGGCGCAACACCAUAAGGAGGUUGCGGCCUGCAUCGGGUGGGCCACGCAGCGCUGCCUCCAGCUCGGCGAGCGGCAGCAGCCACCUGCAGGACCAGCUCCACGCGCGACGGCGGUGGAGCACGCGUUGGUCGACGUGGGUGGCCGCCGCGGGCUGCUAGGCAGGGGGCGCGGCCGGCGCUCACGGGCGCGGCCUGGCGCGGCGCUGCAACAGCCCCUCAGGGCGGCAUGCGAGCCGUCGAGGCUGGCGCGCAUCAAGUCAGGAGCCGAGAUCCUCCACCUCGGGGCCCGGGCGCGGCCUGGCGCGGAGGCGGGGGCUCGGGCGGUCGCGGCGCCGCGGGAGGCCGAGGGCGACGGGGGCGACCCGCCGCUUGAGAGCGGCAGACCGUGGCACGACACCGAGGAGGAUGUGCUGGCUCAUGAGGACCAUCGGCUGCGGCGUGCCGGACCCGCAGUCUUCUGCGAGGUAUGCGCGGCAUGGAUGCAGACGCGCGCUGGUCGUGGUCUGCAGCGCCCCUGCCAGGGCCCGCCGCGGAACAGGGCUCACUGCGCCCGCACUUAUGUCUCCAACCUGGGCGCCAGGCGGGACAAGCUGUUGAGGUCGCUGGAUACCAAAGCUGGCAGGCCGUUCGGGGGCGCAGGCGGCCCCGGGGCGCGUCGACCGACGGCGGGCCUCAGCGAGGUGGGCUGCAGACUCGCGGGCGUCUACCGCGCGGCGGCUAGCAGGCUGCUGGCGGCGGCAGCCGCGCGCGUGGCCAGCCAGCCCAGUGCCAGCGGCAGCGCGGCGCAGGCACGGACGGCGGGGGCUGCAGGUCGAUCCACGGGGGAGAUCGGCACAACCUCGCGCGAACCGCUGAUCGCAAAGCGGCUCUCGCCAAACCCCCCGCCGUCACGGAGCAUCAACGGGCCGCUGGAGCUGGGCGGCAUCGCGGGGGCCGGGGACGCGGCUGAGCAACGCGGGGGCGCGGGUGUGCUGGAGGCGAUGUCUAGCGCCGGGCACCCGCCGCCACAGGCGCCGCCUCGGCCGCCAGCCUCGGGGCACGCGUGCGAGGCCAGCAGGCUGCUGGCGGCGGCAGCCGCGCGCGCGGCAGCCGCGCGCAGCAGCGGAGCGGCCUCGCGGCCUCGGCCCGCGGCGCGCUUCGCCAUCUGCAGCCGCAGGCCCGCAGAGGUGGUGGCCAAAAGGCAACCCAGGGAGCCGCUGCCGCGGGGUCCUCCCAGGCCCACUGCCACGGCGUGCAGGCUCGCGAGGUGGGCGCGCUGGUGGAUUGCGGCCACCCUCACGGAGGCGCAGCUGGCGGACGACUGGCGACUGCACUGCGUGCCGUACGUCGAGGCCGCCCUGGGCCAGCCGCGGCGGCGUGCGCUCGCGCGCGUCAUGGGUCGCACCGCAAAGCAGCUGGCCCGCGACAUGUGCGACAGGGCAUGGGCGCGCGGCGGGGUCGACCGCAGGGCGUUCAUGCGGUACCGCCGCGGCCUGUCGUUCUCCCAGGCGUGGAUCGCCGACUCCAUGCGGAGGCACGAGACGGAGGCCCUCCGUCGGUGGCUGGCCGACCCUGGGCGACCUCCUGGCGCGCCAAGGGUUGGCUGGGCGCCUGGCGAGCGCAGGCGGCCACGGGCGCAGGGCGCUGGCGUGGCCGCCGUGGGCUCGGGCUCCAGCGGCCAGCGGGACGGCGACCCUGCGGGGGAGGCGGCCGCUGGCCAGCCUCGCGCCGCUGGCGCAGCGGCGAGGCCGCCCACGGGCGCGGAGGUGCCCAGCAGCAAGGAGGAGGCGGCUGGGUUCAUCCCGCAGGGUUCGCCGCCACAGCCGAGCCCCUCGCCCCCGCUCAGCGGCGAGGAGGGCUAG